GAUAGAUUUUUUUUCCUGUGUGUAAAACUUAGCUUUUGUGAGACACUGUUUAGUAUUACUAGAGCGGCGAUUUGAACAUGAAAUACACGAUUUAUUCAACUGAUUGGAAAAUGGGAGAUUUACACAUCAUACAAUCUAAUGUAUUUUCUGUGUAGGCCUAUAUUUUAUUGAGCCGAGAUAAAGUGUGAACGAAUUGUUAGUAGACCUAUUCAUCCACUAUGUCCAUAACCUUAGACGAACAGAGACAGAUCUAUUUACAAUACUCACACCAUUCUUCUAGAUUAUAUAAUAUGAUACACAAAGCGGAAGAAAUAUCAAACUGAAGAUCUAAGGUGCGGUUGCCCUAAUUGGUUGACAUGAACUUUGACCUCUACAAAUUUCAACCAUAAGUGGAUUUAUUCAACUACAAAAAUCAACUGAACCUUGGAGUAAAUAGAAAUAAAGGGCACUCCUCGUUCUAUAUUCUUGCGCAGUAUUAUGACGUAAAUUGUAUGAAUGAAUGAAGGCUAUAAAAUGUUUCACACACUAAAGAUUGAAUCAUAUUUCAACCUCAUGUGAAUUUUAGGUCACGAAGUAUUUUGGGCUAAAUGUAAGCCAGCUGUGUUCAUUAUUUUACUGGAUUACAAGUGUUCAUAACUGGAGAUACCUUUAGAAUCUGACAGCCUCUCACUAUGCCAAAGUCCAUCUUUACAAAAGACAGUCCGAGCCAGAUAGUCACGUAUACACUGUUUCAUCUUGUUUUAGUUUCUAGAGCACAAGCACUGCCAUCUCUGGAAGAUGUGACCGCCGCCAAAUGCGAAAACGAUCGACCAUUCAAAUGCCUGCCUUACGGCACUUGCUGUCGAGGCGACCAGUUCUGUUUUGAAGGCGCAUGCGAGUCCUGUUUUCCUGCCGAGCAAGACCUGUUGCAUUGGUGUCAGACUGUUGGCCUCCAUAAUGUCAGCAAAAUGAAAGACGUCACGUGUAGCCUGGCUUGCCAAGCUAGAUUUACUGUCAACGAUCUGGCUCAUUUCCAGAGGCCUGUCACUGAAGGUGAAUUGGGGUCAGACAAACAGAAAGAUGACCAGUGGUACCAUAGAUUUAUGGCCAUGUGUAUUGUAUCCGUUGUCCUCUGCUGUUCCACCAUCACGUUUCUGUCACUACUGUGCUAUUCGUUAUUCGGCAGAAGUCACAGCAGUUUAAGACACAGAACUUUAGCAAGAGAAAGUUUGCCCCCAAGGUUAACCAGGAGACAGUUCAGUCGCAGAAGUGAGUACAACGAGGAUGGAACUAUCCGAUACUCGGACCUAACGUCAGUGGCCACCAGCAGCACCUACGCUCAAUGUGGGACGUGAAAGCCAUCCAACAGACGAUACUGUCGUUUCAACACUAAUAAAAGGCAUGGGUCAAAGUGUCUUCAGGACGCAAACCCUGACCAUGAAUAAAUGUCAAACUAAAAUGUUUGGGAGAAAAAACAAAACAAGGAUAAAUACAUAAUAGAGACAAUCACUGUAACAGUGGUAACCUCUCUUGACCUCUGACCUCAGUCCUCUUGCCCACAAAGAGACACUAAACCUAAUGGUGAAAGCCGUGUGAUUGAAAAUGGAAAGAAAUAUUCAUUUUUCUUUCAUAACCGAACUAGUUUAUUUUAAUGUUUUUUUUUCAUAAACAAGUUUUUUAAAAGUAAUGCUACUCACUCUUGCCUAUCUUGCCUAUCAAAUUACAAGUAUCAAAGAAAAAUGUCCCGUUCUUUUGUAACAUAUAUGUUUUAUUGAAUACGAAGAUGAUAUUUGUAUUUCACAAAACUCACAAAGUAGUAAUUGUUUCCAAAACAAAAUGUGGCAAGACUAGCUUCCAAUAUAGUCAAUAACUUACCUUUGAAUGAACGGCAUUCUUGAAAUAACAGUUAUGAGGGACACACUGGGAGCAAAGAUAUUUAUUAUAGAAAAACAAAUACUCGACUGAUCAAGAUUUCAACAAAAAACAAGAAUUGUUAAUAAUACGAAAAAAAAGAGCCUAAAAGUAUCAACUUAAAACAAGAAUGUAAUACUGUUGUAGAUAUUGAUUAGCAUGAAAAAAACGAAUCUCACAUGCACACAAUUGUAACAUUUUUUUUGUCUAAAAUUUGAUUGCGUUAGUAAAUUAACAUUGCAACCAUUCAUUUCCUAAUGCUACAUUCAUAGAAUUCAUACAGAAAUGGAAAUGGCCAACCUUACAUCCUUUUGCGCUAUAUUUUGCCUUAAUGUUAAUAUUUCUACAUUUUUGUUGUGUAACAUAGAUUUGUGUAUUUAUAUUUAUUUGUCAAUCACUUUGCCUCAAUGAGAUUAACUAAAAUUGUUGAUGAUUAAAUUACAUUUUUGUGUUAA
Messenger RNA from Biomphalaria glabrata, 2345 nucleotides. RefSeq lists its product as uncharacterized. The transcript has 6 exons. The record is from RefSeq and is a predicted model, not a curated record. The coding region runs from base 672 to 1334 and encodes 220 amino acids. Lineage: Eukaryota; Metazoa; Mollusca; Gastropoda; Planorbidae.